Molecule: messenger RNA, 1930 nt
Organism: Magnolia sinica
Lineage: Eukaryota; Viridiplantae; Streptophyta; Magnoliopsida; Magnoliales; Magnoliaceae
Product: noroxomaritidine synthase 2-like
Exons: 1
Coding region: 92-1669 (525 amino acids)
Molecular function (GO): oxidoreductase activity, acting on paired donors, with incorporation or reduction of molecular oxygen; iron ion binding; monooxygenase activity
Source: RefSeq, a predicted model, not a curated record
CGAAGAGAAUGGUUCGGAUAGCUCCCCUGGGCUAUAAAUAACCUUCAAUUCAGCAAACCAUGCAUCUUCAUCUUCCCUUUGUGCAACUUCAAUGUCUAGUCCAUGGUUCAUGGAUCUUUGGAGCUUCCUUCAAUGCUCCUAUCCAGAAAUCAUCAUAGCCGUUGCUGUUUUCUUCCUUGUUAGAAGCAUAACUAACAAGGACACAGUCCUCGUAAACUGGCCCAUCGUCGGCAUGCUCCCAUACCUUCUCCUGAACGUCAAUCAACUGCAUGAUUGGUACACUGAAGUCCUCCGCUCAUGCGGUUGCACCAUUCUCUUCAAAGGCCCGUGGUUCGCCCGCAUGGAUAUGUUGAUCACAUGCGAUCCCGACAACGUAAACCAUAUCUUAAAUACCACCAACUUCUCCAAUUACCCCAAAGGCGACGAUUUCUCGGAGAUUUUCGAAAUCCUCGGUGACGGCAUCCUCAACGCCGACUAUGAGUCAUGGAGGAUCCAAAGGAAGAUGGCCCACUCCCUUGUACGGUACAAGCGGUUCCGCCGCUUCGUCGUCAAAGCCUGCAGGGAGAAGGUUGAGAAUGGGCUGGUCCCACUUCUCAGCCACAUUGCACAUCAAGUUCAUGCUGUGGACUUGCAAGAUGUGUUACAAAGGUUCACCUUCGACGUUACGUGUCUCUUGGUGUGCGGCACCGACCCUGGCUGCCUCUCGGCUGACUUCCCAACGAUCCCGUUUGCAAAGGCUGUUGAUGACGCCAAGGAGGUUAUACUGCUGCGACACACCGUGCCGACUAGCUGGUGGAAGUUGAUGAGGUGGCUCAAUGUGGGGGGAGAGAAGACGUUGACUGAUGCUAAGGAAACGAUCGAUCAGUUCAUACACCAGCAGAUAUCGGCUCGGAGAGAUGAACUGAAGACAGCCAAGAAAAUUAUAGAGGAGGGAGAUGAAGAGGAGGCGAUGGACUUGCUAUCGUCGUACAUGGAUUAUCAGCAUGGUGAUGAGAUGGACCGGUUGAAGUCAGACACGUUCCUCCGCGACACGACCUUGAACAUGCUGGUCGCUGGGAGGGACACUACCAGUGCAGCCCUAACAUGGUUUUUCUGGGUUCUUUCGAAAAACCCAAAGGUAGAAACCAAGAUCUUGGAGGAAUUGAGGUCGAUCUCACUGGAGAAGGAUGGGUUGAUCAGGGGAAAGAAGCCGAGAGUGUUCGACCCGGAAGAUCUCGGCGGGAUGGUAUACUUGCAUGCAGCUCUGUGCGAGUCGCUACGGCUCUUUUCACCAGUGCCGCUGGUGCACAAGGGCGUUUUGGAGCCUGACGUCCUCCCAAGCGGAAUAAAAGUUCAGCCAGGGAUGAAGAUCUUGUAUUCCUUGUUCGCAAUGGGCCGGAUGGAGAGCAUCUGGGGCAAGGAUUGCUUGGAAUUCAGGCCGGAGCGGUGGAUAUCAGAAGGUGGGAUGCCGAAAUUCAGCUUCAGUGACAGGUUCUUGGUUUUCAAUGCAGGGCCGAGGAGUUGCUUGGGUAAGGACAUCUCCUUCGUUCAAAUGAAAGCUGUUGCAGCAGCCAUGCUCUACAACUAUGAGAUUCAAGUGCUUGAUGACCAGGUUGUGGCACCUAGGAUUUCUGUCAUCCUUCACAUGAAAAAUGGACUGAUGGUCAAUAUCAGAGAAAGAUGUGCAUGAUGACAAUGAUGAUGGAUAUGUCAUCCAAGUCAGUGGUCACGAUGUCGUUGAUGAUGGGGAAUGAUGGUUCUGGUCAUAGUCAUGGUAUAACGAUGGUGCUUUAGUAUUUUUAAGUUACUACGGUAAAUAUCUGGGGUUGAUCUUGUGUUAGAUAAAAGUGAGCUCGCAAUGUCUGUGGACUAAUUGUGGUCCUGGAUUCCAACACUAUGUGAUGCCAUGUAUGUGUAGACAUGCAUUAAUGCCAAUAUGAGGUUGUUGUGU